This is a messenger RNA of Peronospora farinosa, 606 nucleotides long. The record is from the annotation of a GenBank genome assembly. Lineage: Eukaryota; Oomycota; Peronosporomycetes; Peronosporales; Peronosporaceae.
AUGCGCAUGCGCACAUUUUUCGUCCUCGUAUUGGUCACCGUAUGCUCAAGCUGCGUUAAUUUUGCCAAUGCCAAGACUGAAGGCGGCAUUCUAGCUGCUGAUUUAACAGCUAAGUUAAAAAAUACUUUCGGCGCAAGGUUCGCGGAGGUAAAAGAAGAAAAUAAUGUCCUUACAAAGGUUGCACAAGUCCAUGAAAAGAUGGAUAACGCAGCUUUCACACAUGUUGUGGAAUUAGAAGCACCGAACAAACUCGUGCAAAAAAUGAUUGAAAUGGAUGCAAAGGGAACGUGGUCAAAGGAACAUGCCGAAGCUCAGUUGCAUCAAUAUCUAAAAAAUAUUGAUGCGGCUGGAUGGAUGAAGGAGACUCCAGACGGAUUGAGGCUGAGGAGAAUUGCGGUCAAAGCGGCGGAGGUAGUGGCGGCGAAACCGUCCACGUGGUCUAUUUUUAAUGUCAUUGUUCUGAUCCAAGCAGCGGUGCAGCUUCGUGGCGAGUCUGUCAAGCAACGGUCAGAUGACGACUCGUGGUCAAUUCGGCGGCUGUGCGGUACGCUAAGUCGUACCAAACUCUUCGUUAUCGAGUUGAAAGCAAAAGAUAAAGUUCUGUAG